Messenger RNA from Lobosporangium transversale, 711 nucleotides. RefSeq lists its product as hypothetical. The record is from RefSeq and is a predicted model, not a curated record. Gene Ontology annotation, cellular component: mediator complex. Gene Ontology annotation, biological process: regulation of transcription by RNA polymerase II. Lineage: Eukaryota; Fungi; Mortierellomycota; Mortierellomycetes; Mortierellales; Mortierellaceae. Gene Ontology annotation, molecular function: transcription coregulator activity. The coding region runs from base 1 to 711 and encodes 236 amino acids. The transcript has 2 exons.
AUGUCAACACUGACCUCUCAGACUAUAAUGAGUGAUGGACAGGAGGCAGAACAAAGAUUUCAACCCUCAGAUUUUUCAUUCUUAUCACAGGUGCUCACUAUCUUGCAGAAGAUCGAGGCCGGAGAAGAUGCUCAAGAGAUUGGAAGACUCUCAUCCAAUUUGAAGACCAGUUUUAAAAAAUGUCAAAAUAUUCUAGACCAUCUUCCAGGUGCAGACUUGUCUCCGGACGAGCAAGAGAAGAUCCUGGCAGAGGAAAUGAAAAUCUUGGAGAGGAAGAAAGCUCAGCUAAAGACAUAUCUAUCAUGGCAAGUAUUCCAGCAUGAUAAUCCCAUUGAAUCAACGUUGAUAAAACAAGAUCUUAGCGAUCAUAAUGAUAUCCAUCUAUCCGAGCCAACCUCAACAUCAUUAUCAUCAUCAACAGUAACAGCGGCAGCAGUAGCAACAACAUCAGCAGAAGCAACACCUAUAUCUGUGAACAGCGUUGAAGGAAUGAUGAAACUUGAUGCAAUGGACGAUCGAUCAGAAGGUGAACAUAUUAAGCAUGAGUCUCAAGAACCAGUUAUGCCUUCCUUGGGCACAGACACUUCGUUCAUGUCUGAUUUAGAGUCAAGUCAAGGAAGCUAUGCGCAACCACCUUUACGACGUGAAACUGGGCUCACAUUCGCUCUUUCUGAUAUCAAGAUGGAAGAUUCCCAAGAUUUCAACUUGUAG